Molecule: messenger RNA, 1731 nt
Organism: Penicillium pulvis
Lineage: Eukaryota; Fungi; Ascomycota; Eurotiomycetes; Eurotiales; Aspergillaceae
Exons: 1
Coding region: 1-1731 (576 amino acids)
Biological process (GO): regulation of DNA-templated transcription; DNA-templated transcription
Molecular function (GO): DNA-binding transcription factor activity, RNA polymerase II-specific; DNA binding; zinc ion binding
Source: RefSeq, a predicted model, not a curated record
AUGCGGGGUCGACAGAAGCUUUUCACCUUCAUUGCGAAUGAUCCGGUAGGCCUUCCCCAGAACCGCAAGGGAACCCACCGAGCAUGUGCACAUUGUCGCAAGCGCAAGCGGCGCUGCACUCACGGACCGAAGGCCUCUCGGCAUCCCGAAACUCAGCUUGGAGAUGUCCAAAUAGUCAAUACGGCGUCUCCACCGAGUGUGCAUGAAGAGAUCGUCUCCACGAGUCCUGGGUACUCUGUGGCUGUGCAACAGAAUACCCAGCCACAUGCUUCAAGGCCUCGUAUAGAUAGUGAAUCUUGGUUCGUGGGCGAAAUGGACCCUGCAAGCGCAUUUUGGACUGCAGCAGGUUCAUCAAGCCCCAGUCCACUUCGACGGCAUGAUGUCGGCAUCUGGUUAUCACCAGAUAAGACAUGCUCUGAGCUUGCAACUAAGAAACCCAUAUCAGGUGAAUCUUAUUUCAAACCUCUUAUAUCGACUGGUCUCCUGCCUUACCUGCAAGAAAAAUGCUCUAUUGUCCCAAGUCCUGGUGAUAUGGAAGGGCUUCUUCGUAUCUACCUCGAGAACAUCCAUCCCAUUUUCCCGGUUCUGGACUAUGACGCAUAUCGAAUGAUGCCCGGUACCACCCCGGACAAAAUUAUUCUGUCGCAGUCAAUAUGCCUCGCUGCCAGUUUAGAUCGAAAGGCCAAACAAUUUCUCAACUUACCCACAAUUAAUGCAUCUCGAAGCGAUUUCUCUCUGAGCCUCUCGGAUGCAAUCACCACCUCAAUAGCGGUGGGAUUAGUGAGAGACAAGCUAGUCUUGAUUCAAGCCUUGUCUUUAACUUCACUGUUCACGCAAUUCUCGGGAGAUCGACAAGAGUCAGCCGAGCUCUUGUAUCGGGCCAUUUGUCACGCGCAUACCAUUGGCCUGCAUCAUCCUUCCCAUCCAGUGACACAACACGAACACAUCUAUAAUCGAAUAUUCUGCUGUCUUUAUGCUCUAGACAUGCUUAACGCUGCAUGUCUAGGUAGGCCAGUUCAAUUGCAUCGACGAGACUUUGGUCGUGACCUCCCAUCAUCCAUAGCAGCACAGGAGGGCUGCUUCCAGCUUUUCCUUCGUACCAUCGUUUUGUUGGAACGAGUCAUCGAAAUAUACCGACCCUCCGAGAUUGGAAUUUGGAAUGGGCCAUUUCCCUCAUUCGAGGAUUUAUUGCAGGAAGUGGGGACAUCUGAUACCCCUGUGCAUCUGAUCGGUAAUGUUAUCUCUAUUGAGACAUUGAGUCAAACACUAAUGAAGUUUAUAGCCACGGUAGAGGUCCUGUAUCAUGCAGUGGCCAUUUUGUCUUGUCGGUUAGUAACUCCGGAGGGUAUCUCUCAAUCUUCAGAGUCGGGUCUGCGUCAAAGUCUCUCGGUAUCGAGAGUCACAUCCAUCGUGGGAGAUGAGUUUCAUAACGAAUUAUCCUCGUUUCCAAUCAUCCCGUAUGCUGUGGCUCUUUCCUUGCGGGUUGCGUAUCACAACCUGCAACGAAGCAAAGUUCCGAUUUUCCAGGCAAGAGCUCGAAAACAACUUGUUUCGAAUUGUUUGAUUUUGAGAGAAUUGGGGGAGGUCUUUGUUUAUGCCUCGAUGAUGGCGAAUCUGGGAGAGUACCUGGUCAGCGAAGUGGAUAAGCAAAAUCAAGAUCGAGGGUCAGGCACAAGGGGAAACAGUGAUAAUGAUCUACCCAGAAGACAUGCGGAUAUAUUGACCGGUUAG